AUGUUCAGUAGAUUGGCCGUUGGGGCCAAGAGAGCCCCAGGAAUUGUCCAUGUUAGAUACAGUUCGGAAUUGCCCAAGUUCUUGCCAAACUUGUCCGAAUUUCCUGACUAUAAGGUCCCUAAAGACUACGUGAUGCCCCAGAGAAGAGAUCCCUAUCAGGUUUACGACGACCAGCAAAACAGACGAAAUUUUGAUACUCCAGUCCACCCAUUUGAGGAUAAUCUUGACAUGUGGUCUCCAGACUUCAUUAAUCCCGUCAGCGACUCUACAGCGAUUGUCAAUUUUCUUGGCUGGUUUGCUGGGCUGGGAUCCUUCGCAACUGCUAUCUGGUUCUUUGAUUUAUGGCCAGAACGGCCAGCCACUCCACGAUCUUACCCGCAUGGCGGUCUCUACAAAGACCUGGGGGGCACGGAAAGAGAACAGGACUUGUACAGGGCGCGGAUCGACCAGGCUGAAUGA
This is a messenger RNA of Ogataea parapolymorpha DL-1, 459 nucleotides long. RefSeq lists its product as uncharacterized. Gene Ontology annotation, cellular component: mitochondrion. The coding region runs from base 1 to 459 and encodes 152 amino acids. The transcript has a single exon. The record is from RefSeq and is a predicted model, not a curated record. Lineage: Eukaryota; Fungi; Ascomycota; Pichiomycetes; Pichiales; Pichiaceae.